Molecule: messenger RNA, 2457 nt
Organism: Aureobasidium namibiae CBS 147.97
Lineage: Eukaryota; Fungi; Ascomycota; Dothideomycetes; Dothideales; Saccotheciaceae
Product: putative aconitate hydratase 2
Exons: 3
Coding region: 1-2457 (818 amino acids)
Biological process (GO): tricarboxylic acid cycle
Cellular component (GO): cytosol; mitochondrion
Molecular function (GO): aconitate hydratase activity; 4 iron, 4 sulfur cluster binding
Source: RefSeq, a predicted model, not a curated record
AUGGGAGCCCAAUUGCUGCGUACGGGCAGACUGCCUGCUGUCAGAUCGCUUGCCUCUUCUGUUGGCCGUCCCUCAAUAGCCCGCCGUCAUCUCGCGACCCAAGCCGAUCUCUCUACCACGCCCUCCGCAAACGAUCUGGCCAGCCGCACACCGCCAUACCCCAAGCUGCUGCAACGACUAGACCAAGUCCGCCGUAUCUUGCCCAACCGCCCCCUCACACUCGCCGAGAAAAUCCUCUAUUCACAUCUCGAGUCUCCCGAAGAAUCCCUCUUGACCAACACAAACAAUGGCAAAGACAUCCGUGGCCAAGCCAACCUCAAACUCAAGCCCGACAGAGUUGCCAUGCAAGAUGCCUCUGCCCAGAUGGCCCUGCUGCAAUUCAUGUCGUGCGGCCUUCCCACCACCGCUGUCCCUGCCAGUAUCCACUGCGACCACAUGAUUGUUGGAGAAAGAGGUGCAGAUGUAGACUUGCCCCAGUCAAUCAAGGGAAACAAGGAGGUCUUUGACUUUUUGGAGAGCGCGGCAAAGAAGUACGGUAUCGAGUUCUGGCCUCCCGGUGCUGGCAUCAUUCACCAGAACGUCCUCGAAAACUACUCGGCUCCCGGUCUGAUGAUGCUCGGAACAGACUCGCACACUCCCAAUGCCGGUGGUCUCGGCGCCAUUGCUAUCGGUGUCGGUGGUGCCGAUGCUGUUGAUGCUUUGGUUGACGCUCCUUGGGAACUCAAGGCCCCCAAGAUCCUCGGUGUGAGACUUGUAGGCCAGCUCAGUGGUUGGGCCAGUCCCAAGGAUAUCAUCCUCAACCUUGCCGGUCAGCUCACGGUCCGUGGUGGUACUGGCUACAUUGUCGAGUACUUUGGUCCCGGUGUCGAGACUCUUGCCACGACCGGUAUGAGCACAGUCUGCAACAUGGGAGCUGAGGUCGGCGCGACGACAUCCAUCUUCCCCUUCACCAAGGCCCACAUCCCUUACCUUCAUGCCACUCACCGUGGCCCCAUCGCUCUGGCUGCCGAGAAGAUUGCAAACUCUCCUGAUGCCAACAACCUCCUUCGCGCCGACAGUGGCGCCCAGUACGACAAGGUCAUUGAGAUUGACCUCAGCACUCUCGAGCCCCAUGUUAACGGCCCAAUGACCCCCGAUCUUUCCACCCCUCUCUCCAUGUUCCGCGAGACCGUCAAGGCCAACAACUGGCCCGAAACUCUUGGUGCUGGUCUGAUUGGAUCCUGCACAAACUCUUCCUACCAAGACAUGACCCGUGCCGAGUCUCUGGUCAAGCAGGCCACUGCUGCCGGUCUCCAGCCCAAGGCUGACUUCUUUAUCACCCCUGGUAGCGAGCAAGUUCGCGCUACUCUCGAGCGUGACGACACCUUGAGCACUUUCAACGAUGCUGGUGGUGUAAUUCUUGCCAACGCUUGCGGUCCUUGCAUUGGUCAGUGGACCCGUACCGACGGUGUUGAGAAGGGUACCGAGAACGCCAUCUUCACAUCCUACAACCGUAACUUCCGUGGUCGCAAUGAUGGAAACGUCAAGACCAUGAACUUUAUCGCCAGUCCCGAACUCGUCACUGCCAUGGCCUACAGUGGCAACACCACCUUCAACCCCAUGACUGACUCUAUUCCUCUUCCUAACGGUGGCGAGUUCCGUUUCGACCCUCCUCAAGGUCGUGAUCUGCCCUCUACCGGUUUCGCUCAAGGCAACCCCGAGUUCCUUCCCACUCCCGGUCAAGCCGAUGCCAGCGUCCAAGUCCAGGUCGACCCCAACUCCACUCGUCUUGCUCUUCUCGAACCUUUCGCUCCCUUCCCCAAGACCGAACUCGAGGGCCUCCGUGUCCUCGUCAAGGUCAAGGGCCAAUGCACAACCGACACCAUCUCCGCCGCCGGCCCCUGGCUCAAAUACAAGGGUCACCUCCCCAACAUUGCCGAAAACACCCUCAUCGGCGCCAUCAACGCCGAGACCGGCGAGACCAACAUCGUCUACGAUGUCAACGACACCGAGUCCCGCAGCAACGGCAUGGGCAUCCCCGCUCUUGCAAAGAAGUGGAAGGAUCAAGGCAACGAAUGGCUGGUUGUUGCCGAACACAACUACGGCGAGGGCUCUGCUCGCGAACACGCCGCUUUGCAACCACGCUACCUCGGUGGCCGCAUCAUUCUCUCCAAAUCCUUCGCUCGCAUUCACGAGACCAACCUCAAGAAGCAAGGUGUGGUGCCGUUGACUUUUGUCGAUGAAGCUGAUUACGACAGAAUGGCUGCUUGUGAUGAGGUGAGCACUGAAGGCUUGCUUGAUGUGCUUAACUCUGGUGGCCAGGGUAAUGUUACGUUGGUUGUCAAGACCAAGGCUGGCGAGACGAUCAGAGUUGCUACUAAGCAUACUCUUUCCAAGGAUCAGUGUGCGUUUGUGCUUGCUGGUUCGGCAUUGAACUUGUUGGCUGCCAAGGCUGGUAAGGGUGCCGCUACUGCAUAG